Durio zibethinus is the source of this 932-nucleotide messenger RNA. RefSeq lists its product as uncharacterized. The record is from RefSeq and is a predicted model, not a curated record. Lineage: Eukaryota; Viridiplantae; Streptophyta; Magnoliopsida; Malvales; Malvaceae.
AUUGUAUGAACAAAUCCUUUUUAAUAAUUAAAAACUCUUUUUUUUUUUAGUUCCUUUCUUUUCACGUAUAAAAACCAAUCCCAUCAACAACUGAUCAUUCUCUUCAUGUUUUUUUCUUUCUGUUGGGUCCAAGAAAAUGUCUCCUCUCUUUCCCUCUCAUUUCUUGGCUUAUCCAUUUUUUCAUUCUAUAAAUGCUUCAAAAAAGUUAUAAAUUGCAGAAGAUAAAAGAAAGAUAGGGUGGACCAAAAAAAAAAAAAAAAGAGAGAAAUGGAAGCAGGGUCUAUAGGAGUAGGAUUCAUGGCAGUCUUUGCAAUUUCAGGAAGUGUAGUCUUCAUUGCCCGUGAAGCCCAUAAACGUCUCCUCUCAGAUUUCAUGAAGAAGAUUGAAUUUGAAUUGGGCGGAACUGGAAAAUGUAAAGUAAAGAAAAGGGUUCGUUUUGCUGAUGAUGUGAUGGAACCAUCAUCAAAUAACAAAGAAUACAGGAAGAGAAAUCCUGGCUUCAGCCUGGCAAAGCAGGCUAAAGUUGGAGAUCAUGAUCAUGAUCGUCAACAGGUCCUGAAAAUUUCUGAUUCCAUGCCUCUCAACAGGCAAGUUUUGUAUAAAGGGAUUCUUAAAUAUAAAACCCUUAAAACUCCUCGUAUUUGAAAACUUCUUCUAGCAUUUUUUUUUCAUAACCCAAAGUUUUGAUUUUAAUUACCUGUCUAGGAAAAAGGGAACGGGGAAAGUUCUCCUUUCUUUGUAUGUACAGUUUCUUUUUUUUUUUCCUUUGGUGUGUUUCAUGCUUGAUUUGUAUUUGUAUUAUGCACAGAAUUUCUCUUAAUACAAAAAGGUUUUGGUUUUAAUCUUAAUCAUUGGGUUGAUGAAGUGGAAAUUAAUGAUAGAAAUUCUAUUGUUUCUUUGACUAAAACUUGAAUCUUGGGGGAGAUAUUAAU